AUGCUCAAGGUCUUAGGGAAUCCCAAGAGGGAUGAGAUGAAUGUGAAGGUGCUGGAUUUUGAACACUUUCUACCAAUGCUGCAGACUGUAGCAAAGAAUAAGGACCACGGCACAUAUGAAGACUACAUAGAGGGGCUUCGGGUGUUUGAUAAGGAAGGGAACGUCACAUUCAUGGGAGCUGAAAUAUGGCACAUCUUCCUUGCUCUUGGUGAGAAGAUGACAGAGGAAGAAGUGAAAGUGUUGGUGUCAGGGCAUGAGGACAGCAACAGUUGUAUCAGCUAUGAAGAGCUAGUCCAGAUGGUGCUGAAUGGCUGA
This is a messenger RNA of Dromiciops gliroides (monito del monte), 315 nucleotides long. Its product is annotated as myosin light polypeptide 6-like. Bases 1 to 315 code for a protein of 104 amino acids. Lineage: Eukaryota; Metazoa; Chordata; Mammalia; Microbiotheria; Microbiotheriidae. Gene Ontology annotation, cellular component: myosin II complex. Gene Ontology annotation, molecular function: structural constituent of muscle. The transcript has a single exon. The record is from RefSeq and is a predicted model, not a curated record.